AUGCUGCGGCGUUUGAAAGCACAAGUCAGCCAAGUGGCAAAUGACUUGCCUGGAGUGCUUUCACCUGGGGGCGGUCGUGAUUCUCGUGAUGGAACUCCAUUUUUCCCGAAUUCUGAUUCUACCAGUCAGAACGACGAUGACGAAAUCGAAGGGUUUCUCUGCCCUAUAUGUAUGAGCACGUUCAAUUCUCCUGAACUGUUAUCGGGACACUUCGAGGAGGCUCAUAACAAAGAGAACUCUUUGAUACCGAAUCCCAAUUUUGAAAACUCGUUGCCGCCUCUUUCUCCAGGAACCAAUUCAACUGCGUCGUUUCCUACUAAAGAUAAAGAAAUAGAAAUAGAGCGACAUUGCGUCCUGCAAGAGGAGCUAGACCGCAUUCAAUCUGUUGUUGCCCAAGCAACAGAUGUUCCACAGGGAGAAGUGCCAUAUCUGAUGCAACAAAAUUCAGUGACUCAGCGCAUGCUCGAAUUUGAGAAGGAAAAUGGGCAGUUGAAAAGGUUCGCGGAGAACGGCCAGCAGGAAAGGGCCGAAAUUAUGGCUAAAUUGAAACAGCUAAGUGGGCAAAUUCGAACGUUGACAGAUGAAAACGAAGGCAAUAAGGUUGAAAAGGAAGUCUUGAAGAAGGAGUUGGCCGAGUACAGGUCCGACAAGGAGAAAAUGGAGAAGGAAAUGGAUAUCCUCAACAAGGCAUUAGAUCAAAGACCGAGCGAGGAUGACGUCGCUGUGUUGCGAACUGAAUUGGUCCAUGCUCAAAAGUUGAUGGAUGAAAUAUCUCAGCAAAAAGACGUUGAGAUUAGCGAGCACCUCAACUCGAUUCGAAUGCUGAACAUGGAGAGGGAAAAGCAACGAUGCGUGAUGGAGAAUCUACAGAAACAACUUGACGAUACAGGCUCUCAUUCAAAAGAGUCGUCCGAGAUCAUCCGUUCGCUUACUUCUGAGCUUGAGGACACUCGGCAACUUCUAAUCACAUGUCAGAAAGAUUUGGAAGAUGCUAAAAGUGACUCGUCUCAAAAAGGCAAACGAGUCGAAGAACUUCACGGAAAGGUUGAGGCAAACCUCGCCGAGCUCGCUUCGUGUCGUGAGAAAAUAGCUCAGUUAGAAGAAACUGUGCGCGUCAGCGCGCGUGAGAUUGAUGAUUCUCAUGCAAUGAAUGAGAGCAACCUCAAAAAACUGACGCAGUUGAGCGACAAGUUGGAGCAGGUGAUAGAAGAGAAGAACGCUACGAAGCAGAAGUGUCCAAAUUCGAGGAGAAAAACGAUGUGCAGUCGAACAGCAUCAGAAUUGGAGCUAUCAAAUAUGGAUCUUACUAACGAGCUGUCUUCCCUUGGAUCACUUCUUGAGCACGAAAGGCAAACUCGAUUAUCACUUCCCAAAGAUCAAGAACUGUUCUCGUUGCGUGAAGAACUGGAACGAGCACAUAUUGAAACUGAGAAGCUGAAAAGUCAAAACGAAUCCAGAGCGGCUGAAUCCGAAUCGUUGGCAAAGCAGUUGCUAGGCCUUGCAGGAAAUACGAAAGAAUUGAUGGAUCGGAAGGAUAGCCUCUUGGCAAAAGCCAAUGAGCAGGAGAAGCUGUUCCGUGAAGAAAGAAAAAGUGCAGCUGAUAAGCUGAAGAAGGUUGAACAUCAGAAGGAAACUCUUGAACGACGUCUAAGGGAAGCUGAGGACGAUGUCAAUCGGAAGGCGGAACGAUUUGUCGAGAUGGAGAAGGAAAUUGAAGACGAUCGACGGACAGCAAAUGAGAGAAUAAAUAAGCUGAAAGAAAUUGUCCGUUUGAAAGAAGCGAGCGUGUUAGAGGCACGU
This is a messenger RNA of Ostertagia ostertagi, 1800 nucleotides long. The record is from the annotation of a GenBank genome assembly. NCBI's taxonomy places the organism in Eukaryota, Metazoa, Nematoda, Chromadorea, Rhabditida, Trichostrongylidae.